Molecule: messenger RNA, 4557 nt
Organism: Mus musculus (house mouse)
Lineage: Eukaryota; Metazoa; Chordata; Mammalia; Rodentia; Muridae
Gene: Zfyve28
Product: zinc finger, FYVE domain containing 28
Exons: 7
Coding region: 172-1014 (280 amino acids)
Biological process (GO): negative regulation of epidermal growth factor receptor signaling pathway
Cellular component (GO): cytosol; early endosome membrane
Molecular function (GO): metal ion binding; phosphatidylinositol-3-phosphate binding
Source: RefSeq, a predicted model, not a curated record
AGGUCAGACCCACAACUGCUGGCCCAGUUCUACUAUGCUGAUGAGGAGCUGAACCAGGUGGCUGCAGAGCUGGACAGCCUGGAUGGGCGGAAGGAGCCCCAGAGGUGCACACUGCUUGUCAGCCAGUUCCGCUCCUGUCAGGACAAUGUAUUAAACAUCAUUAAUCAGAUCAUGGAGGAGUGUAUCCCUCAGGACCGUGCCCCUCGGGAUUUCUGCGUCAAGUUUCCAGAGGAGAUCCGGCAUGACAACUUGGCUGGCCAGCUGUGGUUCGGGGCUGAGUGCCUGGCAGCUGGCUCCAUCAUCAUGAAUCGGGAGCUGGAGAGCAUGGCCAUGCGGCCACUGGCCAAGGAGCUGACACGCAGCCUGGAGGACGUGCGGGGCACUCUCCGUGACCAGGCACUCCGAGACCUCAACACUUACACAGAGAAGAUGCGGGAGGCACUGAGGCGCUUUGAUGUCCUGUUUGCUGAGUUUGAACUGAGCUAUGUCUCAGCCAUGGUGCCAGUGAAGUCCCCCAGGGAGUACUAUGUGCAGCAGGAGGUCAUCGUGCUGUUCUGUGAGACAGUGGAGAGAGCCUUGGAUUUUGGGUAUCUGACCCAGGACAUGAUCGACGACUACGAACCCGCCCUCAUGUUCACCAUUCCUCGGCUGGCCAUUGUGUGUGGCCUUGUGGUCUAUGCAGAUGGACCCCUGAACUUGGACCGGAAGGUGGAGGACAUGUCUGAGCUGUUCCGGCCCUUCCACACGUUGCUGCGGAAAAUAAGUCCAGCCAGUGAGAAGGAGGAGGAGGAGAAGAGGAGGAAGAAGAGGAAGAGGAGGAGGAAGAAGAAGAGGAGGAGAAAGGAGGAAGAAGAAGAGGAGGAGGAGAAAGGAGGAGGAGGAGGAAGAAAGGAAAUGAAAGCAAGCAAGAAAAAUAAUGAGAUGGGCAUGGUGGCGCAUGCCUUUAAUCCCAGCACUCGGGAGGCAGAGGCAGGCGGAUUUCUGAGUUUGAGGCCAGCCCGGUCUACAAAGUGAGUUCCAGGACAGCCAGGGCUACACAGAGAAUCCCUGUCUCAAAAAACAAACAAACAAAAAAAGAGGAUACUAUGAACAAUUUUAUGUCGAUCAACUUGACAAUUUGAAUUAAAGAAACAAAUUUUACAAAACGUAAUCAAAGCUGGCAGAAGAAGCAAAAUUUUAUAAUACAGUAUUAGUAAGAUAACUUAAUCUAUGAUUUAAUCCUUCCCACAAAUAAAAUAUCAACAGACUAGAUCAUAUGGAUCAAGAUACAGUUCUCCAGCUUAUGAUCACGAGGCAUUGCAGAAGAAUGGGGCAUUUUUUUUUCUCUAGUAAAUGGGAUGAGCUAAUAGGUAUCCAUGUGAGAAAAUGGUCUCGUUUAUGGAUGUCUCUUGCUGUCAGGAUCACUACUGCAAUCCCAUACAAAAUCAAUUCCAGAUAGAAUAGAGGUAUAAAUGUGAAAAGAGAAACUACUGAGCUUUUGGAGGAAAACAGUUAAGAUCAUCACUGUAACAGUAGAGGAGGCAGCUGUUCCCUAAACAAGACACAGAAGGACCAACUGUUAAAAAGAAAAAGUGUGGUUGGAGCUACAGUGCAGUAAUGAACACUUACCUAGCAUGGGUGAGUCCCUGGGUGCAAUUUUCAGCACCACUUAAAAUGACAUAUUAAGCUUUAUUAUAUUAAAAAUAUCACACUGGUAGACACCUGCAAGAGAGUGAAAUGUGGGCUGAAGACCCGGAGAAUACACCCAUCAAGAUCUUAACUCCCAAACACAAAGAAAAUCAACAAAAAGAAAAGCUAGUAUAAGUUUUGAGUAGCGUGUGUAAGGAUUGGUUAGUGCAAACUGGUGCUCUGCUUCAUUCCAUGAUGCUUGUCUUAGUCAGGGUUUCUAUUCCUGCACAGACAUCAUGACCAAGAAGCAAGUUGGGGAGGAAAGGGUUUAUUUGGCUUACAUUUCCACACUGUCUUCAUCAUCAAAGGAAUUCAGGACUGGAACUCAAGUAGGUCAGGGAGCAGGAGCUGAUGCAGAGGCCAUGGAGGGAUGUUCCUUACUGGCUUGCCUCACCUGGCUUGCUCAGCCUGCUCUCUUAUAGAACCAAGACUACCAGCCCAGAGAUGGCACCACCCACAAGGGGACCUCCCCCCUUGAUCACUAAUUGAGAAAAUGCCCCACAGCUGGAUCUCAUGGAGGCAUUUCCUCAACUGAAGCUCCUUUCUCUGUGAUAACUCCAGCUGUGUCAAGUUGACACAAAACUAGCCAGUACAAUGCUGAAUGAGGUCCCAUUGCGCGUGCACCAGGGGGACAUGUUUGUACUGUCCAGGACAGAGCUGCCGCCCGAGGCCACAGACUCAGCGUGUCCAAGCUGUUAUUGACUGUGUUGUUGGUCUUCAUUGUCAACUUGAUGGGAUUUAGGGUCACCUAAGAUACAUGUUGCUGGGUACGUCUUUCACAGUGUUUCUAGAGAAGACCCACCCCAUAUGUGAGUAGCACUAUACAGCAGGGCUGGGGAUCUCGGCCUGAAUAAAAAGGAAAAGAAGAGAAAGCCAGUAUCUCUGUCUCUGGUUCCUGACUGCACAUGCAUUUUGAGCAUCUAACUCACAUCUCAGCUGCCAUGCUGAACUGUAUCCCCCCAAACCACAAGCCAAAAUAAGCCCACCUGUCCCUUCCCCACAUCAGGCUUUUUUGUCAUAGCAUUGAGAAAAGCAGCCCAUACAGCAACGCUAUGAGCCAGUAAUCUCUUCCUGUGUGGUGGACAUUCACACGAUGCUCUACAGGAGAGGCAUGCAGCAGUGCCAGACUGUGGCAGCCAGAUCUCAUUAGUAGACAGAUCAAUAAGUGGUAUGUUUACAGAACAGAAGACAGUAGCCUUCUGAGUGAAUGAUCUACAACAGUGUGUCUUCCUGCGAGUGAAUCUUUCUUCUUGAGUAUGCCGGUUAGUUUUUUUUAUCAACUUGAUGCAAGCUAGAGUCAUCUGGGAAGAGGGAGCCUCUAUAGAGAAAAUCUUUCUAUCACAUUGGCCUGCAGGCAAAUCUGUGUGGGUUUUUUUUUUUUUUUUUUUUUUGACUGAUGACUGACAUGGGAAGGCUCCGCCCACUGUGAGUGGGGCCACCCCUGGGCAGGUGGUCCUCGGUUAUAUAAGAAAGCAGGCUGAAUCAGCCAUAAGGUGUUCCUCCAUAGCCUCUGGGUCAGCUCCUGCUUCCAAGUAUACCCUUAAUGACAGACUGUAACAUGGAAGUGUAAGCCAGAUAAACCCUAUCCUUCAAGGUUGCUUUAGUCAGGGAGUUUUAUAGCAACAGAAAGCACAAUAAUGCCCUGAGCUUAGCAGAUACAAUGAUUCAGCAACAGAAUGCCCACUUCAAUUUGAGUUUCAGGUAAACAAUGAAUACUUUUAUGUCAGUAUAUUCUAGACACUCACCUACACAUUUAUAUCAGUGGACAGUGUCUGCCACAAGACCCUGUAGGCUGCAGAUUCUCAUUUCUCUAUAUAACGAUGACAGAUAAAAGCAUGUCUGCUUGUGAAGUUAAGAUGGCAGCAACUAGGGAGACUGGAGGCAUGGGAGUAUACUGGGGAUCCUGGUUGAUUACUUUGGGGUAUGGAUACUGUUUGUGAUUGUAUUUGGAUUAGGAAACUCAAGAAGCAUUACAGUUCUUUCCUUGAUAUAAUAUUUUAAUGUAGUCUUUGACAAUUUCAAAAUUGUAUACCAUGUCUUUUGUUUGAUUCAUUUUGGGGGUUGUUUUUAGAAACACACUGAGUGUGCUGCCCAUAUACCAUGGCACAUAGUCAACCUACCAGGGCUUCUUUGUGCAAUCAACAAUAUGGCUUUAUCAUUAAGUUUUAGUGGACAAGCAAAAGCAAUGACGACAGCCUGAAUCCUGAAUCGUCCUGAGGGUCUCUGGGAUCUUCCUGACCAACAGACUAAGGGGAGGAAUCCUGCCUCUGACACUGGAUGCUUUUUAGAAGCCUCACAAUUCUGAGAAAUACAUGGACCUUUCUGCCGGUUCAUAGAUACAUUGGAAUCUUCACUAUGGCAUGCAGACUUCAAGUACAUCCUGGGUGUUCCCUGGUAGAGAACAGCAUGUAGUUGGUCUGUUGGCCCUGCCUUAGGCUCAUCCUGGUCCCUGUCACAAAGGCAGCCUUCAUGCUCAAGGCUCAGCUUCAGUGUCCCUUUCUCUUUUUUAUUUUUUUUCUCUCCUGACCACAGUUGUGCCUCCCUCCUUCCCUCCGAAACCCCCGCCUCCGUGUCCCCUUCUUGAGGAAACCAUCUCAAACUCAGCCAGGGGCCCCACUGCUCUCUCCUUGGCUUGUGUUUCCUUCCUAUCUGUUGUCAUCACUGUGGAAUGUGCGUUGUUUGUACAAAUGCUUAAACCUGCCUCACUCACCUAGAAGCUGCCUCACUUAACCUGGAAAGGCUGGGCCAUGCUUGCCUUCUCCCUGCAAACCCGUUGGUGUCCAGAGUCUGGCAGAAAUAUGGCUGGUUCUUAGUACUAUUUAGUUCUUUUUAAAAAGGUACAAAUUCCUAGGUCAAUAAACUUGUGUAUUGAUUUUAUUCUUUAAAGCA